UUUUAUUCAAUCGACAGAGAAAAGAUGGUGUCGACCGACGUUGAGACGAAACCAAGUUGGGCAGAUCAGGUGGAACAAGGAGAAGCUGCACUUCCACCAGCUGGAGAAGAAAUAAUUGGAGAUACAAAAAUAGUUACUGAAUAUAAAGUUAAUAAUGAAGGAAAAAAGAUUAAGGUUGUUCGUUACUACAAAAUUGAAUGCAAGAAAGUGUCAAAGACAGUUGCAAGAAGAAAGCUAUGGAAAAAAUUUGGUUUGGCUGCAGAUGAUCCUCCAGGUCCUAAUCCUUCAAACACAAUUGUUUCAGAAGAGAUUUUUAUGCAGUUUUUGACAAAUAAAGAGGAAGAACAGCAAGUUGAGGAAGAUCCUCUUGCCAAGUUAAGAGGACAGAAAAUGGUAAAAUGUCGUAUCUGUAAAGAAGAUCACUGGACCACUCAAUGCCCAUUUAAAGAUAAAUUAGGAGCACUUCCAGAUCUGCUUAAAGAUGAAGCAACUCCUGCAGCUCCAAGUCCUCAAGUAGAGGAGAAAGUAAAGGCUGGGAAAUAUGUACCACCAAUUAUGAGAGAAGGUGCUAAUAGAAGAGGUGAAUCCAUGACACCAUCCAGAACUCGAGAUGAGACUGCAACCAUUCGUGUCACCAAUCUUUCUGAAGAUGUACGAGAUUCAGAUUUGCAGGAACUCUUCCGACCAUUUGGAAGCAUAGCUAGAAUUUAUUUAGCUAAAGAUAAGGCUACAGGACACUCUAAAGGUUUUGCAUUUAUUAAUUUCCACAGAAGAGAAGAUGCUGCUCAUGCUAUAUCUAGUGUUAAUGGUCGUAUCUGUAAAGAAGAUCACUGGACCACUCAAUGCCCAUUUAAAGAUAAAUUAGGAGCACUUCCAGAUCUGCUUAAAGAUGAAGCAACUCCUGCAGCUCCAAGUCCUCAAGUAGAGGAGAAAGUAAAGGCUGGGAAAUAUGUACCACCAAUUAUGAGAGAAGGUGCUAAUAGAAGAGGUGAAUCCAUGACACCAUCCAGAACUCGAGAUGAGACUGCAACCAUUCGUGUCACCAAUCUUUCUGAAGAUGUACGAGAUUCAGAUUUGCAGGAACUCUUCCGACCAUUUGGAAGCAUAGCUAGAAUUUAUUUAGCUAAAGAUAAGGCUACAGGACACUCUAAAGGUUUUGCAUUUAUUAAUUUCCACAGAAGAGAAGAUGCUGCUCAUGCUAUAUCUAGUGUUAAUGGAUUUGGAUAUGAUAACUUAAUUCUUAGUGUUGAAUGGGCUAAGCCUUCAGGAAGCUCAUGAAUAUAUACAUCAAUUUGAAUUAUUAAAUAUUAAAAAUGAUCAAAAUAAUGUUGGUAAAGUUAUAAUCAAGCCUUUUGUAAAUCUUCCUUUAAAAAAUAUCUGUGGUUUGGCUAUUUCAUUCAACUUUAUAGAAAUAUCAAGUAAUAUGCAAAUUUUAUAAUAAAAUUUUCUCUUUAU
Molecule: messenger RNA, 1455 nt
Organism: Centruroides sculpturatus (bark scorpion)
Lineage: Eukaryota; Metazoa; Arthropoda; Arachnida; Scorpiones; Buthidae
Product: eukaryotic translation initiation factor 3 subunit G-like
Exons: 14
Coding region: 25-1278 (417 amino acids)
Cellular component (GO): eukaryotic translation initiation factor 3 complex; cytoplasm
Molecular function (GO): RNA binding; translation initiation factor activity
Source: RefSeq, a predicted model, not a curated record